GAGGGCCCGGGGCCCGCGCGGCCAGCCCGCCCGCCGUCGGGGAGUGGCCGGCCCGGGCACUAGGAGGGGGCUCGGGGCUGCUUGCAGGCCUGCCGCCCAGCACCGCGUCCUCUGCCCGGCCCCACGAACGCCGCCGCCGGACAGGCCGAGGGACCGGCUGUCCAGAGUCGGGCGGGCCCGGGGGUUACGGCGCGGUGACCUGGUGCUCCCCGCCCGUGAAGGGGGACUGUGACCCCGCUCCUGGCUACACUUGCAGAUCACUGCAGUCUGGACCCAGGUGGCCAUGGUGUCCAGGCAGCCUCUGCUCUGCAGCUGGACUCCUCACUGCCUCUGGCUCCUAGGGGUCAUCCUUCUGAUGGACGCGUCUGCCCGGCCUGCCAACCACUCAUCUGUUCGGGAGAGAAUGGGCACCAGGGAGGAGAAUGAGAUUCUGCCUCCGGACCACCUGAACGGGGUGAAGCUGGAGAUGGACGGGCAUCUCAAUAAGGACUUCCACCAGGAGGUCUUCCUGGGGAAGGACACGGACGGGUUUGAGGAGGAUGCGGAGCCACGGAGGAGCAGGAGGAAGCUCAUGGUCAUUUUCUCCAAGGUGGAUGUGAACACCGACAGGAGGAUCAGUGCCAAGGAGAUGCAGCACUGGAUCAUGGAGAAGACGGCCGAGCACUUCCAGGAAGCCAUCGCGGAGAGCAAGGUGCACUUCCAGGCUGUGGACCCCGACGGCGACGGCCAUGUCUCGUGGGACGAGUAUAAGGUGAAGUUUUUGGCAAGCAAAGGCCACAACGAGAGAGAAGUUGCUGAGAAGAUAAAGAACAACGAGGAGCUGAAAAUCGACGAGGAGACACAGGAAGUCCUGGAGAACCUCAAGGACCGCUGGUACCAGGCGGACAAGCCCCCGUCGGACCUGCUGCUGACUGAGGAGGAGUUCCUGUCGUUCCUCCACCCUGAGCACAGCCGCGGCAUGCUCCAGUUCAUGGUCAGGGAGAUUGUCCGUGACCUCGACCAGGAUGGUGACAAGCAGCUCUCGCUGCCUGAGUUCAUCUCUCUGCCCGUGGGCACUGUGGAGAACCAGCAGGGCCAGGACAUGGACGACAGCUGGGUGAGAGACAGGAAGAAGGAGUUUGAGGAGCUGAUCGACGCUGACCACAACGGCAUUGUGACGAUGGCAGAGCUGGAGGACUACAUGGACCCCAUGAACGAGUACAAUGCUCUCAACGAGGCCAAGCAGAUGAUUGCCAUCGCGGACGAGAACCAGAACCACCACCUGGAGCCCGAGGAGGUGCUCAAGUACAGUGAGUUCUUCACGGGCAGCAAGCUGAUGGACUACGCCCGCAACGUGCACGAGGAGUUCUGACCCGCCACACCACCAAGAGCACCCCCCGCCCCCGCCCUGCCCGUGCCACCGCGGGCACAGGUGCAUUAAGAUCUGCUUGGACAGGCCCUGCGCCCCUCUGCCACCUGUGUCACAGGCUGGCUCGUGCUUGGACAAGGCCUGCUGUCCCCCCAGUGCGAGAGUCCCGCGUAAUUGCUGUAUCUUGCUUCUGAGAACUGGGAGCCAUUCUGCGGAAGGUGAGACCACAUCUCCCCCGCGGCUCACCACACCGUGGGAAACAGUGCAACUCCUGCUACUUCCUUGAAAACUGAAAGACAAGACAACGCUAGAAUUGCUUUGCUGGAAACCCGUAGCCAGCAGCUGGGGCGGGUGGCUGCGCCUCCCGGGUGUUGGGGAGGGGCUGUCAGCACCGCCGGUCACACGUGCUCAGUCUCUCAGUCUCUGAGAAAACACCACUCCUUGCGACAAGAAUCACAUUAAUUUACUUUAAAAUAUAGUUGCCUUUUCCUCCUA
This is a messenger RNA of Equus quagga, 1843 nucleotides long. RefSeq names its product stromal cell derived factor 4 (gene SDF4). Gene Ontology annotation, cellular component: endoplasmic reticulum. Gene Ontology annotation, molecular function: calcium ion binding. Gene Ontology annotation, biological process: calcium-ion regulated exocytosis. The transcript has 7 exons. NCBI's taxonomy places the organism in Eukaryota, Metazoa, Chordata, Mammalia, Perissodactyla, Equidae. Bases 284 to 1351 code for a protein of 355 amino acids. The record is from RefSeq and is a predicted model, not a curated record.